Molecule: messenger RNA, 1479 nt
Organism: Zophobas morio
Lineage: Eukaryota; Metazoa; Arthropoda; Insecta; Coleoptera; Tenebrionidae
Exons: 2
Coding region: 41-1270 (409 amino acids)
Source: RefSeq, a predicted model, not a curated record
UUGAUCAACCAGUUUGUUAGAUCGCGCCAGUUCGUGAAACAUGGAAGCGCUAAAAGCACGUGCCGACCUAAUAUCCCACAUCGAAACCGUUUCUAAAGAAAACGGAAUCAACAAUUACAUUAUUACCGAUGUACAAACAAACCAGAAAGGUGAGGGGUACCUUGGACAAAUAUUUCUAGUCAGUGUUAAGGACGCGAAUAACGAUAAACAACUGGAAAUCGCCGUAAAAGCAGCCUUCACGGACGAAAAAGUGCGAGCUAUGGUGCCUAUCAGAAUAUCUUUUCUAAAUGAAAUUUAUUUUUACACUAACUUGUUGCCGACUUUUCAAAAGUUCGAAAAAGAACGUGGACAAUCUACGUAUGUUGAGUUUGUGCCUAAGUGUUUUAAUGUUUCGGCGAAAGAACCAGAGGAGGUGCUAAUUUUGGAAAAUUUGAAAGCUUCCGGGUUUGAGAUGUUUGAUAAAAAACUUGUUUUGGACGAAGACCACGUUCGAUUGAUUUUUAAAACGUAUGGGCGGUAUCAUGGUUAUUCAUUUGUUUUGCGUGAUCAGAAUCCUGAGGAGUUUGAAAGGCUCUCUAAAGGAUGCUGUAACGUUUAUAACGAAUUUUUAAAGAAUGACUUCUUUAUUAAUCACAUGGGUGAGUUAGUUAAAAUGGCACAAGGCACACUGUUACCUGGAGAAGACGAUGAAGUUAUUGAAAAAUUUGGAAAAUAUGGCGAUAUAGACCUGAGGGACAUUUUUAAGGACGCUAUAUCAGAAGAAAUGGAUUACUCAGUGAUUUUGCACGGAGAUUGUUGGAGCAAUAAUAUGAUGUUCAAAUAUGAAAAAUCAGCGAACACGAAAAAGCUCAUCGACAUUCGAUUGAUAGAUUUUCAAGUGGUGCGAAUUGGUAGCCCUGUGUGUGAUUUGUCGUACUGUCUGUAUUCCGGAGCAUCGAAGGAAAUAUUUGACAAAUUGAAUGAUUAUCUUAAAAUUUACUACGACAGUUUUGCAACUUUUGUGAAAAGCAUGGGCAAUGACCCUGAAAAACUUUUCCCAUUUUCGGCUUUGAAAGAUCAGUGGAAAAAAUAUUCCAGAUUUGGUUUGAUCGUGUCUCUUGCAAUUAUAAGAAUGAAGUUGACUAACACUGAAGAUAUUCUUGAUUUAACUGAUAAUGUUGAAAUCGAUCAGAUGGUUGAUAUUAUGGCGAAACAAAAAUUCGAUGAAGAAGGUUACAGAAAAAGGAUGCGAGAGCUUUUGUGGCAUAUGUGUGAACUAGAUGCACUGUGACAGAAUUUUAUUAACAACCUGUGGUGAGAAAAUCGGCACAAAAUAAGAGUUACAAAUUAUUCAGCUUUGCAAUUAUUGUUUAAUAGCUAUGACACUGUAUUGCAUGAUUAAUUCACAAAAUGCUUUUCAAAAAGAAGCUUCUGACAUUUAUGACGCGAUAAGUGUAAUGUAAAGAACAUCAUAAAUUGUAAUAAAUUACUUAUAAAUAA